Molecule: messenger RNA, 1063 nt
Organism: Carcharodon carcharias (great white shark)
Lineage: Eukaryota; Metazoa; Chordata; Chondrichthyes; Lamniformes; Lamnidae
Product: E3 ubiquitin-protein ligase TRIM7-like
Exons: 4
Coding region: 137-883 (248 amino acids)
Molecular function (GO): protein binding
Source: RefSeq, a predicted model, not a curated record
CAAUCUAUCAAAGAGUUUCUCCGAAUGGAGGAGAAAACUGGAAGAGGAUGAAGAAUCCACACAGAAACUGAUCAAUGAGGAGGGGCUCCGAGCCCUCUCACAGAUUAGAAGUCAUUCAGAAGCAAUAAACAAGAGGAUGGAACAGAUUACAUUAAUAAAUGGAGAAACCCAGAGUCUGGUGCAGAGAGACCGUCUCUCCUUUAUUCAGAAUUCAAAGCGGCUUCUUUCCAGAGUGACUGAGUCUCGGAGAAUUACAAACCCAGGUGUUGCAGAGCUCAACCCGAACCUGUCCAAUAUAUCUCAACUUAUCCAGAAGAAGCUGAAUGGAUGGGAAAAGUACCACACAGACAUAUUGGGAAUCAUCAGGAAAAACUCCUUGAGCCUGGAUCCAAAGACAGCAAACUGGAACUUGGUUCUGUCUGAUGAUCUGAGAUCAGUAACAUGGACUGAACAUGAACAACCCUACCCACCUGACCCAGAGAGAUUUAAAGAGCGUCCCCAAGUCCUCUGCUCCCAGAGCUUUUCUUCUGGAUCCCAUUCCUGGGAUGUGGAAACUAACGGGGAUUACUGGAGAAUAGGGAUUGUUUAUGGAAGUUUAGAGAGGGAGGGGGAAAUCUCUUAUCUUGGGAACAACGAUAAAUCCUGGAGUUUGGAUUUUAUUGCUGGUUACCUGACAGCCUGGCACAAUUCCCAGUUCACAGUCCUCCUAUCGAUUCCGUCUAAAAACAGGAUCUGGGUUCAGUUGGAUUAUGAGGCUGGGACUGUGUCAUUUUAUCAGGUCACUGACUUAGUGACACAUACUUACACAUUUCAAACAAGAUUCACUGAACCAGUGUUUCCAGCAUUUUAUAGUUGGGACAAAUCGUUAAAACUGUUAAAUUAAUUCUGAUAUCUGAGACUCUGUUACAUCACUUCUGGUUCAGGGGAUUUGAUGAUGACACUUCCAGCCUUUUGGGCUCUAAAUGAGACAAAAGCUGUGCAAGAGCCCAAGGUAAAAUCCCUGUGUCUGCAUAUUCAGGUUCAAGGCAGUGUUUGGGCAUUGGACCUCAUGUGGCGUGACAUC